CGGGACCAUCACCCCGUCGAAACGACCUCUGGUGUGCAUCUCCAAGUAAUCCACUUGUUCUGCCAUUUUCCGAAAACUCGAUGACCUGUCGGAGAUCCGUGUGACUGGAAACGUCAUCGGGAUUUGACAGCUCCAAAGCCACGUGGGUCGUGGACCGCCAAGGCAGGAGACGCAGCGAAGAUGAUCACGGCGCUGCCCGUACCAUCGGUCAAAGUCUUCCACAAAACUUACUACCAGGAGAAAAGUACGAGAAUAGGAAACAGUCAACCAGGAAGUCCUUUGGCCGACAGCGAAGCUGUGUUAGCACUCGUUGAUAAGGAACCACCCGAAUAUUACUUCUGUGGAAAGGUGAACUCCUUGCACGUGGUGGUCGGAUCUCUUCUCCUUGGAGUGAUCGUCCUGGUGGUUGGUCUGGUGCAGCUCGCUCCUGGAGCGGAAGCUGCCCAAAAUUCGGCUGCCCUCAUAGCUGCAGGAUGCGGUCUUCUCGUAGUAGGUGUUCUUUUGGCACCUCUCAGGGCCCUCUGCAUCAGGAGACAGAAGGCAGCCCAGAAAGACGGCACUCAUCAGCGCAGUGUCACCAGCAUAGACAUGCUCCUGGCGCAGCAUAGGGACUUCACGGUUUUGACACCCGACGAGCUGGAAGACCUAGUGGGAAGACCCGCUGCCACCUUAGAGGGAAAGAUCCGGAAGCCGGGUGGCCACAACACCUAGGUAUCAUUUGCCCCGAAGAAUCAUCAGCAAUCAUCAUCGAGCUCUCCAACCGCCUCCUCGCCAUCGCCAGGAACCAGCUCCUCCAUCUU
Molecule: messenger RNA, 800 nt
Organism: Orussus abietinus
Lineage: Eukaryota; Metazoa; Arthropoda; Insecta; Hymenoptera; Orussidae
Exons: 4
Coding region: 181-711 (176 amino acids)
Source: RefSeq, a predicted model, not a curated record